Messenger RNA from Monomorium pharaonis (pharaoh ant), 413 nucleotides. RefSeq lists its product as uncharacterized. The transcript is spliced from 5 exons. The coding region runs from base 1 to 411 and encodes 136 amino acids. Lineage: Eukaryota; Metazoa; Arthropoda; Insecta; Hymenoptera; Formicidae. The record is from RefSeq and is a predicted model, not a curated record.
AUGUCAGAGAGGAACGAAGAGGCUCGCCGAAGAGAUCAACCUGCCGGCUUCGCCGAGUGCGCCGAUGUUGUGAACAUCUUACAUCGUCCUCGUCCAGCGAGCUUGCCUCCUUCGGACAUCGGCGCGACAAACAGAUUGACGAAUGACGCCGUAGCAGAGGGCUGGUUGGUGCGCGGAUACCGGGACGCAAAAGGGGACGGCACCUUUCGCACCGCUACGGCAACGUACAACACGUAUCGGAGAAUUGCGGCUACGAAAAUCGAGACGAGGGAGCGAGGGGCACUUAGCCCUUUGGCGAGCUCGAAGGAUGCAGCUCCCAGGCGGGAGCACGAGGAUUCCGGCCGCGAGAAUACCGGCUUCUCUUUUGGUUAUCAUCAACGGCAACAACAUCGCAACGAUCACCGGGGGUAAAC